Molecule: messenger RNA, 1593 nt
Organism: Oryza brachyantha (malo sina)
Lineage: Eukaryota; Viridiplantae; Streptophyta; Magnoliopsida; Poales; Poaceae
Product: chlorophyll(ide) b reductase NOL, chloroplastic
Exons: 13
Coding region: 94-1122 (342 amino acids)
Molecular function (GO): oxidoreductase activity
Source: RefSeq, a predicted model, not a curated record
GUUAUCCGGACUCUGCGACUGCGAGCGGCGGCGCAGUUGCCGACGCCCGUCUCUCCUCCUCGCCUCGUAUCGCUGCUGCCGACUGCCGCCGCAAUGGCGGCAACUGCCGUCCACGUCCCGCUCCGCGCCUCGUCCCAGGUGGGCCUGGCUCCGCUCCGGGCCCCGUGCUCGCCCCCCGGGGUGCGGUUCCCCGGCCGGCCAGCGCGGCGCCGGCUGGCGGCGGGGUGCGGCCGGCAACUUGGCGGGAUCCGGGCGGAGGCUCUCUCCGGCGGUGGAGGAGUCGCGCGGAGGGAGGCCAUGGUGCCUCCGUAUAAUAUUCUAAUCACCGGUUCCACGAAAGGUAUAGGAUAUGCUCUGGCAAAGGAAUUUUUGAAGGCUGGCGAUAAUGUUAUAAUCUGCUCAAGAUCAGCUGAAAGGGUAGAAUCUGUGGUGACUGACUUGAAAAAGGAAUUUGGAGAGCAACAUGUGUGGGGAAUCGUCUGUGAUGUUAGGGAGGGGAAAGAUGUAAAGGCACUUGUUGAUUUUGCACGUGACAAAAUCAAGUAUAUUGAUAUUUGGAUCAACAAUGCUGGAUCAAAUGCAUAUAGUUUUAAACCGUUGGUCGAGACUUCCGAUGAGGCUCUCAUGGAAGUGAUCACAACUAACACUCUUGGAUUAAUGAUAUGUUGCCGUGAGGCAAUAAAUAUGAUGAGAAACCAACCUCGAGGUGGCCACAUAUUUAACAUCGAUGGGGCUGGUUCUGAUGGAAGGCCAACCCCAAGGUUUGCUGCAUAUGGUGCAACAAAGAGAAGUGUGGUGCACCUUACAAAAUCUCUACAGGCAGAGUUGCAGAUGAAUGAAGUGAACAAUGUCAUGGUGCACAAUUUGUCGCCUGGCAUGGUUACAACUGAUCUUCUUAUGUCUGGUGCUACAACGAAGCAGGCCAAAUUUUUCAUCAAUAUAUUAGCUGAACCUCCUAAUGUGGUUGCGGAUUAUCUCGUUCCAAACAUCAGAGCAAUACCUACCAACCAAUCCAUGAAACCGACCUAUAUCCGUUUUCUCACAGGCUUGAAAGCUUACUCCAGAAUAUUUUCAAGGAUUGCUUUUGGUGCUCGUCGGAACAAGUAUGUUGCUGAGGAUUAGUGCUUGUUUUGCUGCGAUCUUUCUUCGUAUCUUACAACCAUGAAGAGAACUAGGCACAAUUUCUUGUUCUCCCUUAUAGUUGCAUUCUUUGUAAAAAUAGCUUGUAUUAUUAAUAGCAUUUCAAGAACAGUGAUGUACUCCUAUAAUCCUAUGUAUAAUAUCUGAAAUUUGACUACGUCAUAAGUGUUAUUGUCAUACACUAAUUUAGUUCCUGUUCCUGUGAUACACUUCUUAUCACCCUUGUGAUCUGUACAGUUCAACCAAAUUGCCAACCAUACCUAGAAUACUGGUUUGGCAACAAUUGCACUCAUGUAUCCUUCAUCUUCCAUGUAAAAGGGAACCUCAUGAUACAUCUAUGCAAUUACAUGUAGGAUUGAACUCAUUUUCUAUAGUACAUCCAGAUCUUUUGGAAUUCUUCCCUACUUUUCGAAUUGCAAUUUGAAGGAUGGACAAAGCUUUGCAGUAUCAAAA